AUGGCAAGAAUGAUGAGUGAUCCUCUUGUGGUUGGUAGAGUGAUUGGAGAAGUGGUUGAUCCUUUCACUCCAAACGUGAAAAUGGCCGUCACUUAUAAUUCCAACAAGCAGGUUUUUAAUGGCCAUGAACUGUUUCCUUCUGCUGUCACUCAUAAGCCCAAAGUGGAGGUUCAUGGAGGUGAUAUGAGAUCAUUUUUCACUCUGGUGAUGACAGACCCAGAUGUUCCUGGUCCAAGUGACCCUUACCUGAGGGAACACCUGCACUGGAUUGUAACCGACAUACCAGGCACAACAGAUGCAACAUUUGGAAAGGAGGUGGUGAGCUAUGAAAUGCCUCGACCAAACAUAGGGAUUCACAGGUUUGUGUUCCUUCUGUUCAAGCAAAAACGGAGGAAUACAGUGAUGAGUACUCCACGUUCAAGGGAUAAGUUUAAUACAAGAAAGUUUGCAGAAGACAGUGAACUUGGUCUCCCUGUUGCUGCCGUCUUCUUCAACUGUCAAAGAGAAACAGCUGCUAGAAGACGCUAA
Molecule: messenger RNA, 528 nt
Organism: Carica papaya (papaya)
Lineage: Eukaryota; Viridiplantae; Streptophyta; Magnoliopsida; Brassicales; Caricaceae
Gene: ATC
Product: centroradiali
Biological process (GO): negative regulation of flower development; vegetative to reproductive phase transition of meristem
Cellular component (GO): cytoplasm; nucleus
Source: RefSeq, a predicted model, not a curated record